AUGGAAAAAAGGUGGUUCCAUUCGAUGUUGUUUAACGAGGAAUUAAAACAUAGGUCUGGGCUAAGUAAAUCAAUGGAUAGUCUUGGUCCUAUUGAAAAUACCUGUGGAAGUGAAGAUCCCGUUAUAUAUGAUAGGGAUAAAAAUAUUGAUAGUGGGGACGAUAGUGAUAAUUCCAGUGCUAAUAAUAUGGAUACUUUUUUCGAUGUCAGGGACAUUCGGAGUUUGAUCUCUGAUGACAUCUUUUUAGUUAGGGAUCGUAAUGGUAACAGUUAUUCGAUAUAUUUUAAUAUUGAAAAUUUUAUUUUCGAGAUUGACAACGAUCGCUCUUUUAUGAAUGAACUAGAAAGUUCCUUUUAUAGUUAUCUGAAUAAUGGUUCUCAAAGCGACAAUCACUACUACGAUCGUUAUAUGUAUGAUACUCAAUAUAGUUGGAAUAAUCACAUUUUUAAUUGCAUUGAUAGUUAUCUUCGUUCUGAAAUCAGUAUUGAUAAUUACAUUUCAGGCGAUAGUUACAAUUACAGCGACAGUUACAUGUAUAGUUACAUUUGUAAUGAAAGUGUAAAUAGUAGUGACAACGAGAGUUCCAGUAUACGAAUUAGCACAAAUAGAAGUGAUUUCAAUAUGAGAAGAAGAUAUAAUGAUCUCGAUAUAAAUAAAAAAUACAGACAUUUGUGGGUUCAAUGCGAGAGUUGUUAUGGGUUAAAUUAUAAGAAAUUUUUUAAGUCAAAACUCAAUGUUUGUGAACAAUGCGGAUAUCAUUUGAAAAUGAGCAGUUCAGAUAGAAUCGAGCUUUCGGUUGAUCCGGGCACUUGGGAUCCUAUGAAUGAAGACAUGGUUUCUAUGGACCCCAUUGAAUUUCAUUCAGAAGAGGAACCUUAUAAAGAUCGUAUCGAUUCUUAUCAAAGAAAAACAGGGUUAACCGAGGCUAUUCAAACAGGCAUAGGUCAACUAAAUGGUAUUCCCAUAGCUAUUGGGGUUAUGGAUUUUCAGUUCAUGGGGGGCAGUAUGGGAUCCGUAGUAGGCGAGAAAAUUACCCGUUUGAUCGAGCAUGCGACUCGUAAAGCUCUACCUCUUAUUAUAGUUUGUGCUUCGGGAGGAGCGCGCAUGCAAGAAGGAAGUUUGAGCUUGAUGCAAAUGGCUAAAAUAUCUUCCGCUUCAUAUAAUUAUCAAUCAAAUAAAAAGUUAUUCUAUGUAUCAAUCCUUACAUCUCCUACAACCGGUGGGGUGACUGCAAGUUUUGGUAUGUUGGGAGAUAUCAUUAUUGCCGAGCCUAAUGCCUACAUUGCAUUUGCGGGUAAAAGAGUAAUUGAACAAACAUUGAAUAAGACAGUACCUGAUGGUUCCCAGGCGGCUGAGUAUUUAUUCCACAAGGGCUUAUUGGACUCAAUCGUACCACGUAAUCCUUUAAAAAGUGUUCUGGGUGAGUUAUUUCAGCUUCACGGUUUCUUUCCCUUAAAUCAAAAUUCAAUCAAGUAG
This is a messenger RNA of Papaver somniferum (opium poppy), 1476 nucleotides long. The record is from the annotation of a RefSeq genome assembly. Lineage: Eukaryota; Viridiplantae; Streptophyta; Magnoliopsida; Ranunculales; Papaveraceae.